Molecule: messenger RNA, 2840 nt
Organism: Pimephales promelas (fathead minnow)
Lineage: Eukaryota; Metazoa; Chordata; Actinopteri; Cypriniformes; Leuciscidae
Gene: slc68a1a
Product: solute carrier family 68 member 1a
Source: RefSeq, a predicted model, not a curated record
UGACGUCACGGGCUUCCUCGUCCAACACAAAACAUGUUUCGAUACAACCGUGAACCCUAGAAACGUUUACAGAGUCUGUUUUGAUCAUCAGGUGACAGCUUUGACAUCAACUCCACAUGGGGCGGAUAGAGCGAUGACCCCCGCUCGGCCUGUGGGACGUGUAGAGUGCUGCGUAGGAGAGAAGUAGCAAAGGAUGGGAAGGAGGGUAUGGGGCCUCUCCCAGGGCGUCCCAACUGCUGUGCUCUAUGGCUCCCUGGCUCUGUUCGUCUCCAUUCUCCACAACGUCUUCUUACUGUAUUACGUGGAGACCUUUGUGUCUGUUUACAAGAUCGACAAGUUAUCGUUUUGGGUGGGAGAGACCGUGUUUCUGAUAUGGAAUAGCCUAAACGACCCUCUCUUUGGCUGGCUGAGUGACCGCUCAUUCCUGAGUUCUCCACAGUCUGGGUCCCAGAUCACAUCCCCUGAGGUGGUUUUGAAGCGUCUGCAAGCACUCUCUCGUAGCGGGCCUCUCUUUGCCCUCUCGUUCCUGGCCUUCUGGGUGUCUUGGACCUGGCCUGGACUGCAGUUCCUCAUCUGCCUGUGCCUUUACGAUGGCUUCCUCACGGUGGUCGACCUCAACCACAACGCCCUCCUGGCUGAUCUGGCCGUGUCUGCACAUGACCGCACGCGCCUCAACUUCCACACUUCCUUGUUCAGUGCGAUGGGCUCGCUGUCCGUUUUCCUCUCUUACUCCUUCUGGAACAAGGAAGACUUUUACUAUUUCAGGCUCUUCUGUAUGACUCUAGCCGCUCUCUCAAUGCUAGGCUUUUACAUUGUUUCACGUCUCCUGCGGCACCGGUUUCAGAACGAAGUCCUUCUACGCAAGAACGAGAGCCAAGCACUUGCUGAACUGAGUGUCGGUCAAGCUCCUUUUACCUCACCUGGGAAGCCAGUCACUCUUGGAGAAUAUCUAAAGCAGCUGUCAUGUCACAAGAACUUUAUGUGGUUUGUCUCUAUGAACCUUGUACAGGUAUUCCACUGCCAUUUCAACAACAAUUUCUUUCCUCUGUUUUUGGAGCACCUCCUGUCAGAUCGUAUCUCUGCCUCUACCGGUUCCUUCCUGCUAGGCUUUUCUUACAUUGCACCUCAUCUAAACAAUCUCUACUUCUUGACGCUGUGCCAAAGACUGGGUGUCUACCAGGUUGUCCGCGGGCUCUUCCUCUUAAAGCUGGGCCUCAGCAUAGCCAUGCUUCUAGCAGGGGCGGACCAGGUGUACCUGCUCUGUAUCUUUAUUGCUAGUAAUCGCGUCUUCACCGAGGGAACUUGUAAACUUCUGAACCUGGUGAUCACAGACCUAGUGGAUGAGGACUUUGUGUUGAACCACCGGCAACAAGCAGCUUCUGCCCUGCUCUUUGGUAUGGUUGCCUUGGUAACCAAGCCUGGUCAGACCUUUGCCCCUCUCAUUGGUACCUGGCUGCUGUGUCUCUACACAGGAUAUGACAUCUUCGAGAGGAAGUCAGUGGCAGAAGCACCGAUCGCAGCUCCUUCUUUCCCUGUGCCACUGCGUCAGGGUUGCUUUUACCUGCUGGUGUUUGUGCCCAUUUCCUGUGCCCUUCUGCAGCUGCUGGCGUGGUCUCGCUUCACUCUGCAUGGGCGAAGGCUUCAAAACAUCAAGUCCCUGAGGCAAGGUGCCCAACACAGCCACCUCAUUGAUGUCAAGGCUAUCUAAUACUCCUAUAGGGAGGGGAAGAGGAAGGAGAGAUGAGUCGUGGGCAUUCCCCUUGUCGAGGCAUUCUACCAACAGGCCUCAAAUAGAUAAUGGUGACGCCAAAUACUGCAAAAGACACUUGAGAGAGAAUGUAGGUCCCAUCUCAUUGAAACUUGCCUUAUUUUCUAUGUUUGCUAACGACUAUUGAGUAUGUGACCAAAUAUGAAAGGAUUCGAACAAUCUAGUGGUUUGGGACCAUAUUGAACAGUACUGCCACCCAAACCAUCUGUUCUGAAGUUUCUGUGUAUAGUUAUAUGGGAUGAUAAUCAAGCCAAAUCUAAUCACAUCUCCCUUGACUGUAUGUUUUAACUGUAUGUGAAGAAAAAAAAAACCCACACUGUUCUGAGAAAGGGCAUGUUUACACUAAAUGUUCAGCGGCAUUCCAGGGAUACAUAAUAUGGAAUUGCAUGGAUAUCAGUGGCGGUUUUAACACUAUCAGGACUUAAUUCGGCCAGCUGUUAAAGUUGUUUUGUGGCUAGUAACAUCUAGUGUGUAUGACUUUUUUAAAUUCAUUCAGUUACUCAUUCCUGUCGAUGAUUAUCAUUACUGAAAAAUUCUGUAUAUUAUAUUUCACAUGAACGUAAAUGUGUUGUACUUGCAUGUAUAACUAACUUAUUUUUGUACCAAAUGUCCAAAUUCACUUUAUUUUUGUGUUUUACAAGCAGAGUUGUCAAUUUGACUUAUGAGAGGCAAAUCAUUCCUUGGCCAAUUUGACGUUAAAGUUUUAAAGUUACCAAAAUAGUUUUGUAUAAGGGUUUUCCAAAUUACAUUUUUUAUUGACAAAUUUAUAUUCUUAACUUUUAGUAAAGAUUUUUUUGUGUGUGUGUGAAAUUUUAUUAUUUCAACUGUCAGAUUUUUGCAAAACAAAAAAAUUAACAAGAAGACACGUCUUAAUAUUUUAGUCCUUAUAUGGUUACAUUUGUUUCUGUUUAUCAAAUACUGGUUGUUGCACAGCGGGCACAUCUGAUAUUUGUGUCAUAUUUUAUGGUUAUUUAUUUUAGGAAAAAAAAUAGUUAUAAGGAUAUAUCAGUUUUAGUGUUUUUGCCCACUGCUCAAAUCAUUUUGCUUGCAAAUAAAUGUUUUAUAACAUUAA